Molecule: messenger RNA, 4926 nt
Organism: Acanthamoeba castellanii str. Neff
Lineage: Eukaryota; Discosea; Longamoebia; Acanthamoebidae
Product: DIL domain containing protein
Exons: 12
Coding region: 1-4926 (1641 amino acids)
Molecular function (GO): GTPase binding
Source: RefSeq, a predicted model, not a curated record
AUGGCGACGUCGGAGGCACACCGAGCACCGUCGACCACCCCCAGUUCUGGAGACUGGGACGAUGACAGUGCGUCCUCCUCUUCCGAACUGGUCCUCACUCGGGCCGGAAGCGAUACCAACCUCGUCCCCCGAUCGGCGAAAAGCGAGGAGACGGUGAUCAACCUGAAGAGCCUGUCCAACAGCGACCCGCGGCGCAAGGAAAUCCUGGCGCUCGCAUCCGAGUACAAGAAUGCGCAGCGCGCCUACAAGGAGCUGAAGAAGCGAGAGGGCGAGACGAGCAAGGAGGUCGACCGCAUACGCGACGAGCUGCGCGAGCGGACCAACAAACUGCAGGCGAAGGAGGAGAAGGAGCGGAGGAGCGGAAAGGAGUACAAGGGACGCAAGAAGAAGGGCCUCGACAAGGCGCGCCAAAGGUCGCGCGAGAUGCAGCGCAUGUACGAGGACAGCACGCUCAUGCUCAGGCGUCUGCAUGCCGAAGUCAAGGAGACAGCCGUGCGACUCAACGAAAAGGGCAACAUGCUCAGGGAAUUAUGGCAGAACCGGGGAAGACCCAAGGAGCUGCCCCCGGAUGGACCCGCUUCGACCCUGUCCACACCUUCGCCGGUGUAUUCGUUCGAGAGCAGCGCGAGCAGCGAUCAAGAGCUGGAGAGGGCGAGCCGCGAACACGACGAGGCCUAUGAGCGCGCUCGCGAGGAGGCCCGCAUCAACCGCAUCGAGAAGGCUCGCGCCCGGUUCCGGUCGGCCGUGAUCAAGGAAGACGACGCCCAUGCCGACACCCUGCACCGCGAAGCCGCCGCCGCCCCCUUUCUCUCGUCCCCGCAGCUCUCCGUUCCCGCCCAGAGCCCCCAGCCCGAGCCUGGACCCGAGACCGGCCGCGGGCGGUCCAGAUCGAUCCUCGACAUGCAGAAGCGGCUGGGCCUGGUCCCGGCCUCGCCGGCCGCCACGCCCGUCGCAGUCCCGCACAGCGGCGGCGCCGGUAGCGGAGACGGCGAUGACGAAGAGCGAAGGAAGAAGGAGGAGAUUCCUGGCGCGACUUCAGAAGGGCCACGCAUGCAGCGCGGGAUGGAGGAGCGCGAGCAGCGCGAGAAGCGCGAGACGGCGGUGGUGGCGCACCCGUCGCGUCUUUCCGGCGGCGAUGUGGAGAGCGGACCCCGGACGUCGGCGAUGCAGACGGCCGAGGGGCGGCUGACCUACCACCAGCGGCCCAUGCAGGCGGGCAAGAGGCGGCCGUCGGCCCUGAGCCGCCGGGAGCGCAGCCGAACCAACGAGCGAGCAGGCGACGGACUCGCAGAACCGCAGCAGCACCAGGCGGCGAUGGUCCACGAAACGCUGGUCGACGAGGCCCAUGAGGAGCAGAAGGAGGAGGCCGUUGAAGAGGAGCCGGCAGUGGUCAUAAUGAGUGAGGAGCAGGUCGAGCAGGAGGCCGAGAAGAUGCGCGCCGACCUCAAAGAGGAGAUGCGGCUUAAGAGGGAGCGGCGGCAGAGCCGAGAGCGCGACGCCAUCGCCGCUGUGGCCGCGGCCGCCGUUGGCCCUGCAUCUCCGAGACGUCACGCCGACGAGGCCGAAGAGAAGGAGAAGGCCAAGGAGGAGGAACGGCCGGCCAAGCCUCAGCGUACGACCGCGGCCGAGCAGAGGGCCGAGAAGAGGGCGCGUGCUCGUGCGGCGCGGGAGACUGAUCUGCGCGAGGAGAAGGAGAUGGCGCUGCGCGAGCUGCAGACGCUGAUCGAGGAGAACGACAAGCUGCUCCGCGAGAUGGAGCAGAAGGAGCGCGAGCGCGACAGGGAGAGACGGGCGGACAAGGAGGCGGAGGCCUUCCUUACGCGCAAGCUCGAGGCCGGGCGCCUGGAGGCGGCCGAGCUGAGGGCCACGAUCGGGACCCUCCAGAGCGAGCUCCACCACCUGCGCCAGCGGCUCGACGCCGAGAGCGACCAGUCCCGGAGCGUCGACGAGCAGCGCCUGCGCGAGCUUGUUGCGCUCCAGACCGACAAGGCCGCGCUCGAGGCUGAGCUUGCAGAUGUGCGCCGCACGCUCGACGCCACCCGAGCCGAGCUCGACGCCAUCCGGCAGCGCACCGAGGCCCGCGAACAAGAGCGCGAGCCCCAGAUAGAGCGGCUCGAGGCCCAGAUCGCCGACCUGCGGGCCGCGCAGGGCGAGGCGGAGAUGGCGAUGGCCGAGGAGCGCCAGGCCAAGGCCGAGCUCGAGCGGCUCCUGGAGGGCGCGCGCAUGGAGGCCGAAGAGAACAAGCGUCACGGGGAGAACGAGGUGCGCGAGCGCGAGGCGCGGCUCGAGCGGCGCGAGCUCGAGUUUGCCGAGGACAAGAUCCGCGAAAUGAAGGCCGUGCGCCAGGCCUACCUCGACGAGAAGCAGCAGUUCGAGGCCGAGCGCUCGCGCACCCUUGAGACCGUGGUGAGCGAGCAGGAGGACCUCUACGCCAAGGACAAGGAGAUCGAUGAGCUGCGCGAACAGCUGCGCCGGGAGCGAGAGGAGCGCGAGCGCGCCCGCGACGAGAAGGAGCGCCAGCUGGGCCUCGUCGGCCUCCAGCUGCAGAAGGCCAAAAAGACCAAGCACGAGCGCAAGCAGGAGCUGGCCCGGCUGACCGACCAGCUGGCCGGGCUUGCUGCCGAGCAAACGCAGUGGAUUGAAGCGCGCGCGCAGGUGGAGGAGGAGCUGGACCGGGAGCGCAAGGCGCGCGCCGGGCUCGAGACGCGGGUCAAGCAGCUCGAGGAGGAGAAGGUGGUGAGCGAUGAGGUAGUGAAGCGGGCGAGCCAGCGCAUGGAGAAGCAGAAGCGCGAGGCCGAGGAGCUGCUCGAGCGCGAACGUGACGAGAAGCGACGACUGAGCGAGGCCCUCGAGUUCGAGCGACAGCGCGCGGCCAAGCUCGAGCGCGAGCGGGAGGAGCGGGAGCAGCUGGAGGCCCAGCGGCAGAGGGAGCGGAUCGAGGGCGGCGAGCGGCAGAGCCAGGAGGAGGCGCGGCUGCGCGACGAGCUCGAGGCGGAGCGCCGUGGCCGCGAUACGCUGUUGGCCGAGCACGAGAAGGAGCUGGGCCGGUUCAAGGCCCUCGCGCAGGACCUGGACCGGGAGCGCGCCGAGCGCGAGCGGGCGCAGGCCGAGCUCGAUCGGGAACGCGAGGAGCGCGAGAAGCUGCAGAGCGAGAAGGCGAGCCUCGUGGCGCUGAUCGAGAUCGAGCGCCGGCGAGCCACCGACCAGAAGGCCGCCGACGAGGCGCUGCAGCGCGAGCGCGACCACGAGGCCCGCGAGCGGAGUGAGAUGGCCGAGCGGGCCAGGCGCGAGCGCGAGGCGCUGCAGAAGGAGCUCAGGGACCGUGACGAGGCCAUCACGCUCAAGAAGGAGAAGACGAAGCUGUUGCGCCAGAAGAUCCUGGUGCUGAUGGAGGAGAACCAGCGCAUCAAAGACGGGUCGCGGCGCGAUCGGGAGCGCGACAAGGUCGAGCGCGAGCGCAAGCGCGACGAGGAGUCGAAGCGGUCGCGCGAGGAGAAGGAGCGCGAGCGGGAGGAGCGGGAGCGGAUCAGGAAGGAGAAGGAGAAGGAGGUGCAGGAGAAGGAGCGCAUCCGGAAGGAGAAGCAGAUCGAGGUCGAGGAGAAGGAGAAGCUGCGACGCGAGAUGGAGCGCGAGCGGGCGGAGAAGGAGAAGCUGCAGCGCCGGAAGGAGCAGGAGCUGGACGAGCUCCGACGGGACCUGCAGGAGAAGGAGAUCAUCGAGAAGAACAUCUACUGUGCCGACGCCAAUGCCUACUGCGCUGGUGACGUGCCGCGAGCGGCGCUGGAUCUCCACACGUACCUGGUGCAAUACGACGGCACGCCGGCCCAGAAGGCCAGCUUCGUGCGCAAGGUCACCACCGCGAUUAGUACCUCGAUCCAGAGGGAAGCAGAAGACGCGGAGAUGCAGAGCUUCUGGCUGUCGUACGUUGCCACGCUGUCGCACAUGGCCCACGGGCAGGGCGACAUCGAAUCCAAGCCGGGCCUGCCGGGCCGCGAUGUGGCCAAGGACCUGCGCAACACGGUCGUCACCCGCAGCGUCAAGGACCGCGGCAUCGUCUCGCGGUUCUGGGUCGAGAGCGAGCGGCGCAACCUGAGCCGCGACGAAGUCAAGCGCGUACUGCUCGAGGCCCUCGAGAAGGAGAAGGCCAACGGCAACGGCAACGAGCUUGCGCCGCUCAUGCUGCUCGAGCUCGAGGUGGUGAUGCUCGACACCCUGGUCAACCUGCUCGACGCCGCCAUGGCCCUGCUCGCGCCCGUGCUGGUGCCGGCCAUCAUGGAGUACCGCCCGUUCCUGUCGCGCCGGAAGAGCAUGGUGCGCCGCGAGCGCGAGAAGGACAAGCGACGGCGGCCCACGCCUCAGCCCGACGGCGGUGACGAGGAGGGACCCAAGGUCUCGCCCGAGCAGGUGACCCACCAGCUCAAGGCCUUCCUCCAGAUAGUCCAAAAGAAGAAGCUGUACGCGAGCGUGGUGCAGGUGAUCUUCGAAGACUUGGCCCACGCGAUCAACGCUCACCUGUUCAACACGCUGGUCCAGCGCGGAGAGCUGUGCACAUCGGCCAUCGGCUUCCAGAUCAAGUUCGGCCUGUCGCCCCUGCGCGAGUGGCUCUUCGCCGCCAGCCUGGCCGACCCGGCCCGCGUGCGGGACUGUCUGGGGCACAUCGAGGAGGCGGCCAACGUGCUGGUGGUGGACAAGCGCCUGUUCACCAGCGAGAAGGACGUCAAGGACAUCUUCCAGCUGCUCAACCCCGUCCAGAUCCUCCACUUCCUCUCCGCCUUCCGUACUGACGAGGAGUCGGAGAUGGUCCCACAGGAGUCGCUGCAGGCGGUGCGGCAUACGAUCGCUCGAGCGAAUGAACGGACGGGCAUGCUGCGCCUCAAGCUCGACCCACACACCAGCCCACUCCCGCCGCCUUCUUCGUCCUCUUGA